This is a messenger RNA of Eupeodes corollae, 1764 nucleotides long. RefSeq names its product angiopoietin-related protein 7. Lineage: Eukaryota; Metazoa; Arthropoda; Insecta; Diptera; Syrphidae. The transcript has 6 exons. Bases 152 to 1528 code for a protein of 458 amino acids. The record is from RefSeq and is a predicted model, not a curated record.
GAAUUUAGUUCGCCUAAACGAACCGCAGCGAUCGCACCGCGCGAAUUGACUCGGAUCAGAAUUAAAUGAAUUUCUGUUAAAAGGAAAACAAGUCUUGUCGCUUUUUGUACUUAAUUCCCUUUGAUAAUUUAAUUAUUGUGCUCGAAAAAAAAUGAUUUUUCGUACCAAAUUCCUCUUGUUGAUGGCAAUCGUGAGCAUUUGUAAUGCUAAUGAAAACCCCAUAUAUCGGCGUCGGGAAUUGCAGCAGGUUCGAAACAAUCGGUCGUCACACCAUGCGCAGGUUCCUAUUAGCGAGAUGGUAACUCAAAUACAAGAACGAGUAUCUGCCAUGUCGACGAUGGACCAAACUCAUCUCAACAAACUGGAAUCUAUCGAGAACAAGCUUACCCAAUUCGAUUCGUCAACGAUUGCACGAUUGGAAGCUAUUCGUAUUCAGCAGCAAGAAAUGUCGAAGCAAUUACAGAACCUUGAUUAUGUACAGCGCAACACUCAAGCCGCUGUGGGUGACAUUCGCAACGAGAUUGACGUAAUGCGUUACAGUAUGGACCAUAAGCAAGACGAAGCUGCAUCACAUGUCCACGCUCGACAAGCUAACUUCGGACAAGCUGGCAACGAAACGGACACAUUUUCAGAAAAGCUCGACUCCUUGGCCAUAUUUUUAGCUUCAACUCGUGCCUCAGUUAGUCGCAUUGAAAAUGCUAUAAGUGAAUUCGGUACAAGUCUAAACAAAUUGACUCAGCUAACAAGAGGAACCCAUAAACGAUUGUCAAAUCUUUCAAGCAGACAUCAACCAACCUACAACUCCCCACAGUAUCCACAAUUAUACAACUCCUACGGACCACCACCACCACCUCCUGCAUUCGCUUCAGAGCCAAGCAGUUGUGCCCAGGCAUUAUUGCCUCAGACAGGAAUUCAAAAAAUCCAAGUUGAUCCACAAAGUGAACCCUUCUACGCUCUCUGUGAGUCAGCCGAUAAGGGCGGAUGGACCGUCAUUCAAAAUCGUUUUGACGGGUCCAUCAGCUUCAAUCGUGACUGGGAGGAGUACAAAAUUGGUUUUGGCAACUUGGCUGGGGAGUUUUUCAUCGGAAUGGAGAAGUUACACGCACUGACAGCAUCCACACUACAUGAGCUGAUGAUUGUCCUGGUUGAUUUCAGCAACCAGACCCGAACUGCUAGGUACAAUUCCUUCGCCAUUGCCGGUGAAAAAGAGUUCUAUGCAUUGCAUAUACUUGGCGAAUACUCAGGCACUGCAGGGGAUUCACUAAGCUUCCAAGCCGGAAAUAAGUUCUCCACGUUUGACAACGACAAUGAUGGCUGGGUUGAGGGCAAUUGUGCUCAGGCACACACUGGUGCCUGGUGGCAUGCAGCGUGUGAGAUGAGCAACCUAAACGGACAGUAUUUGAAUGGAGACGUUGAUCCGUCACAGCAGUUCCAAGGCAUGUACUGGAAUGACUUUCAUGGGCCAUUGUAUUCGCUGAAAUCUGUGCAGAUGAAGAUUCGUCCUAUUGACCAGAAAGAAGCUUUUUAGAUAGGCAAAAAUGUGUGAUUAAUCAAAAUGUUCUCUAGGAAUUUGUUUGCAUUUAAAAUUAUCUGUACUUAAUGUUUUUUAAUGAAAGUAACUUUUUUAAUUAAUUUAUGUUUUAUCGAAUCAAAUACAAAUUGAAGAUGUGUAACAACUUUUUUUUUAUAAAAAAAAUGCCAUAUUCUUAAGAGAUUUGUUGUAGAAAUCAUUGUGAAAUAAAUGAACAAAUGUUGAUCUGUGUA